Messenger RNA from Phragmites australis (common reed), 715 nucleotides. RefSeq names its product protein METHYLENE BLUE SENSITIVITY 1-like. The transcript has a single exon. The coding region runs from base 115 to 465 and encodes 116 amino acids. The record is from RefSeq and is a predicted model, not a curated record. Lineage: Eukaryota; Viridiplantae; Streptophyta; Magnoliopsida; Poales; Poaceae.
CCCCGGUCCCCCUCGCACAUCACCAAGAAGAACACAAAGGCAAGUAGGGUUAGGGAGGACGCGGCGGCGGACCGCGAGAGAGGUUAGAGGAGGCGGAGGCGGAGGCGGUCGGCGAUGACGGGGAAGGCGAAGCCGAAGAAGCACACGGCGAAGGAGAUCGCGGCGAAGGUCGACGCGGCGAUGACGAACAGGGGAGGCGGCAAGGCGGGGCAGGCGGACCGGCUGGGGCAGGACAAGGGCGGCCACGCGAAGCUGGCGUGCCCGCUCUGCCGCACCCCGGCCCCCGACAUCAAGUCCAUGCAGAUCCACCACGAGGCGCGCCACCCCAAGCUCCCCUUCGAGCCAGAGAAGCUCCUCAACCUCCACUCAUCCGGCGCCGGAGCCGCUGCCGCCGCCGCCGCCGCCGCCGCGGAGGCCACCACCUCCAAGCCCAAGCCCGGCGUCCGCGGCAGCCUCAAGAAGUAGUUUCGUGGGGUAAUUCCCUCGAUUUCAAUCCCAUCCAUGCACCCAAUCCAGAAUCAACUACCGCUCCAGCCGCAGCCGGCCUCCGGUGUACUAUUAGUCUGCUUCUGUUGCUGCUUUACAUUACUGCCGUUACAUCUCAUGUGUCAUGUGAUAGACGUGUUAAUUAUAUCUGUGGCUAUGGCUCUGCCUGUUGUUCCAUCUCGUCGCAGGCAACUCGGCAUGUUUAAUUAUGCACGCUUCCUAUUGUUCA